Molecule: messenger RNA, 3133 nt
Organism: Acanthoscelides obtectus
Lineage: Eukaryota; Metazoa; Arthropoda; Insecta; Coleoptera; Chrysomelidae
Source: the annotation of a GenBank genome assembly
GGAGAUUGAAGAGCGACUAGUGUACUGUGUAGUCACUGUACAUUCAUGACUUCAGAUUUUUUCAGGAACACAUGCCCUCUGUGCGCGCAAAGCAAAAAUGUGACGGCCCUGAUUUUUCCUCCCUGAAUCUGUCAAAUUUCAACGUCUACCGGUUUCGACUUUUUCGGUUCGGCAACGCUGUCGAUCGUGUCCGUCGUGUUGACGUGGUGUUGAAAAUUACAAGUUGACAUGACGAGAUUAUUUUGGGAAUAGCUGUUUUUUAGAUUGAAUGAAAUUUCUGUAUUUUUGAAUCGAUUGACAUUCCAAAAUGGGAGAAAAACAGAGGCCAACAUAUAGUCACUACGCAGAAUUGAACCGUUGCAGUCAAAAUGGAGAAUACGAAAGAGCGUUGAAAGUAGCCAACAAAAUUUUAGGUGUUUCUCCCGAUGAGAUUUUGGCCUUACACUGUAAACUUAUUUGUUUGAUACAACUAUCCAAGUUUGAUGAAGCUAUUGCUCUAAUCAAUAGAAACCCACACUAUUUAAAGGAUAUUCUGUUUGAGAAAGCAUACUGUUAUUAUCGAGCAAACAAACCAGCUGAUGCAUUGAAGAUCUUAAAUAAAAGUGAAGAUGAGCUAGAUUUGCGGUGUAAAGAACUAAAGGCACAAAUAUUGUACAGGCUAGAAAAGUAUGAUGAGGCUGCCAAAAUGUAUCAUGAGAAUAUCAAAAGUACUAAUGAUGAUUAUGAAGAAGAAAGGUAUACAAAUUUGAGUGCUGUGAUGGUGUUUCUAAACAGAAAUGAUACAGAGAACCAAAUUGAUUAUCUUAAAGAUAACACAUAUGAACUAUGCUACAACAAGGCAUGCAUUCUUAUUGCUCAUGAGAAUUAUACUGAGGCCGAGAAAAAGCUUAAACAGUGUGAGAAGCUGUGUAGAGAAGCUUUAGAGGAAGAUGAAGCUGCAGAGGAAGAAAUUGAUAUAGAAUUGGCUUUGAUAAAGGUUCAGCUGGCUUAUGUAUACCAAAAGCAAGGUAGGAUUAGAGAAGCUCAUCAGAUAUACACUGCUACUUUGAAGUUGAAAAUUGAGGAUAUGGCGCUAAUUGCUGCAGCGAGCAAUAAUGUUGUUUGUAUCAAUAAAGAUCAAAACUUGUUUGACUCAAAGAAGAAAAUGAAAGCUGCCAUGAACGAAGCAUUAGUUUACAAGCUUCCCUCAAGACAAAGGAAAUACAUAGCACUAAAUAAUGCAAUCUUAAAUUACUAUGUUAAUCAAACAGAAAUCUGUGAGAAAAUUUGUAAGAAUAUUGAAGAUACUUAUCCAGAUUUGAUGAUUCAGAUCCUCAUUUUGAGAGCACUGAAUCUUAUCAAAGCUGACAAAGUCAAAGAAGCUAUUGAACUCCUUAAGAACACAGAAAGGGAGGAUAAUAGGUUGUAUUUGCACUUAUGCAUUGCACAAAUACACCUGAUGCAGGGAGAAAGGAAAGAAGCAUGUAAGGUGUUGGAAAAUCUGGGAGAGCAUACCUACAAACCAGGAAUAGUUGGAGCCUUAACAACACUUUACCUUGGCCUAGGAGAUGAACAAAUGGCAUUAAAGGUCUUUGAACGAACUGUUGAAUAUUACAAGAGAAAUGAGCACGAAAUCAUAGCUGCCAUUCGUUCGCGUCUGACGUCACACUUCUCUAGUGCCCAGCUUCUCGUCGCGUAGGUGUUCGACAGCGUUUAAUCAUUAGUCUAUAGACAAUUCAUAAGGCACGCCUGUACGCUCGGACACGUGGUUUCCAGUUGAUAACUACAUAUUGAGUACUGCGUAAGUUCAUACCAUUAUGGACGCCGCAUGUGAAGGUACGUAGAAAAAAGGGGGUUGUAAUAAUUGUUGUGCUCGUACAUUUUGGAACGGUACAGUAGUUAUAACAACCUUUUUUUGUUAUUUCCCUCAUAACCGAUCGUAUAUGCAGUCAUCUAAUUAAAAAAAAUGGGGCAGAAGACGUUUAGGCUACCAUGUGUCCCGUUGUAUGUGUGCCUAUGCAUGUGUUUAGGAGAUUGAGUCGGCUCGAGCCCAGGAAUCAGCCGCGGGCGUUGCAACUGGAUACUGAAGUCACACGUAACGUACAGGCGGAAUAACAAUAUUCUCCCGGGGCGCAACUUUGAUGGGCUGUAACUUUUUUGUUUUUAAAGAUAAAUUAAUAUUUUUUCACCAUCUUGUUUCAUUUUUUCUAAACUUUCAUUUGAGCUAAUAACAAAAAAAUGGUGCUUGUUAAUAUAUGUAUAUCUCGAAAUGUCUCAGCUUCCAAAUAAUGUAUUUGGAUAGUUCAUCAAACAUGAAGAUGUCUUUACUCUCCAUGCGCAUGUACACUAUAUGGAAACCAUUUUAAGAAUUUGGAACAAGUAUAUGAAUUCUUUCUGUAAUAGAUAACCAAAGCUGGUCUGUCUUCUCUAUGGAGACAAGCGGCAGAAUUCCACAUUAAGAAAGGGCUACCUCAGGUAGCAGCCAAUAGUUUGGAAGAGCUACUAAAAACUAAUGGGGAUGAUAAGAAGCUUAUUGCUCAACUGGUCUUAGCUUGUUCUCAAUUCGAUGUUGCUCGUGCGUUGGAGCUAAGCAAACGGCUGCCUGAUGUAAAAGAUAUAGCAAAAGAUGUGGAUAUAGAAAAUCUAUUGGUGUCAACGCUCGCUGCCCCAAUAUACACCAAGAAAAGUCCAGCUAUCAAGCAAGAUUCAUUGCCAAGUACUCCCAGAGAAGACAUCAAACAGAAGAAAACUGAUAAGCAUAAAAAACGGAAGGGUAAAUUACCUAAAAACUAUGAUCCCAGCGUGACCCCAGAUCCGGAACGGUGGUUGGCUAGAUACGAGAGAACCGGCUAUAGGAAGAAAAAGGACAGAAGGGCCAAAGAAGUCAUCAAGGGAUCACAAGGGACAGCUUCUGCACAAGCUGAGCAAUUCGACUUCUCAAAAUUCGUAGAAGAGAAUCCGUCUACCAAUGCGGCCGCUGAGACUACACCAAAGCCUUCAAAGACCCAGCUGCCACAACAAAAAAAGGGACAGAAAAAAGGAAAAAGCAAGCGCCGUUAAUGGUUUCAAAAAACUUCGUUUUCAUUGUUAAUUCAAACCCUUUAUAAUAAAUGUAUAUUCGCAUCUUACUUCCAUAAUAAAAAUUUGAAAUGAU